Molecule: messenger RNA, 801 nt
Organism: Penicillium cosmopolitanum
Lineage: Eukaryota; Fungi; Ascomycota; Eurotiomycetes; Eurotiales; Aspergillaceae
Exons: 1
Coding region: 1-801 (266 amino acids)
Biological process (GO): proteolysis
Molecular function (GO): metallopeptidase activity
Source: RefSeq, a predicted model, not a curated record
AUGACUGUUUCAUUGCCAAGUUGCGACCACGCAUCAGUCUGCUUUUCCGUGUCCCCCAGUGCGUCUAAGGCACCAUUUCGACCCCGAACUCAGCGAGAACGUGCCAUAGCCAUUAGGGCAUCAAAUCCAAGUGAACAAAAGCAGGACGAGGAUUUCUUGAAAGAUGACCCGGAGACAUUUCCUGCUCCGUUGAUGUUACCGGGUGACGAUCUCGCCUCAGACCCCGAUGCAUACACUCAGAGUUUCCAGGACUGGAAAUAUUCGAAAUACCGUAACUCAAUCACCGCCAGCAGAAAGACAAUCUAUGUCAUGCAAAAUCCAGAGAUUGAUUCUGAAGUCAAGUUCUUGCAUGAUUGGACCACGCCGCUACAAUCUCACAGGGGAGGGAAUGAUACAAACUUGAAGCACCCCCAACCAGAUGAUAUUCGAGAUUACCUCGCAGCAUUCUAUCACGGCUUAGAAGUCAAGAUACUACCAUCGUCAACCCUACGUUUCGUACCCUGGGAACCAAAUCUAUCGAAACCCAAGAUCAAAUUUCUAGAAUAUAUCGGCCUUCAAAUCGGCGAAGAGCGCCACCGCAUCCGAACCCGCCCUGCACCAGACAAUAUCUACAAAGCCCAGCUAGAUAUUGCAGAUCUCCUCUCCGCAGCCGAGGACCUUCUCCCCGAAGACGCAUUCGCCCUAGUCCUCCUGACAAACAUGGAUCUCUACGAAAAUGAAGACGACACAUUCAUCUGCGGACGGGCAUACGGCAGACGACGCGUCGCAAUCAUAUCAAGUGCCCGGUAUAACCCCACCUGA